UUCAGUUCUAUCUAUUUUAAAGACCACAGUGAAUGUUCUUUAUAUUUUUUUCAUUAAAAAAAAAAAUACUAAAAAUCAAAAAGUUUCAAAUUCCCACCACAAAAUUAAAAAAAAAUGGGAUUAAUUCUAUAUGGAAUUAUUUUAAUUCCAACAUUAAUUAUAACAGCUCUUUAUUUUUAUAUGACACGUAAUUUUAAUUAUUGGAAGAAAAAAAAUGUUGUUGAAAUUCCUCCAGUUCCAUUUGUUGGAAAUUUGGGAAAAUAUUUAACAUAUCAAAAAUCCCCGGGAGCAUUACUUAAAUAUUUUUAUGAUCAAGGAAAAAAUGAACCUUAUGUGGGAAUUUAUCUUUUAGAUAAACCAUGCCUAGUGAUACGCGAUCCAGAAAUAUUAAAACGUAUUUUAAUAAAAGAUUUUAAUUCAUUUUCGGAUAAAUUAAUGCGAUCAAGUGAACACGAUUUAAUAAGUAAUAAUUCAAUUUUUUUCAUUGAAAAUCCCGAUUGGAAAUAUGUGAGACAAAAAUUAACAACAUUAUUUACAACGGGAAAAAUGAAAUAUAUGUUUGAUAUUGUUCAAGAAGUGGGAAAAGAUUUAAAUGAUUAUUUAGAUUCCCUGCAAUUGGAAGGACCUGGCAAAGAAGUAAAUGUAAAAGAUAUUGCGGGUAAAUUUACAACCGAUUUAAUUGGACUUGGAACUUUUGGUUUACGUUUAAAUAGUUUAAAAAAUCCUGAGGCAGAAUUUCGAAAAUUUGGCGAACAAAUAUUUCCAACGUUUAAUAUUAAACGUGCUCUUGAACUUGCGACUAUUUGGUUAGCGCCUCAUUAUUCAACACUAUUUGGUUCACGAUUUUUUGGCGAAGGAACGUGUAAUUUUUUUCGUAAGGCCUUUCAAGAAAUUUUUCAAAAACGCAUUGAAUCAGGAGUAAAACACAAUGAUUUUGUUGAUUUAAUGAUUCAUCUCAAGGAACAGGAAAAAAAUAAUCCUGAUGGUCAUGAUUAUAAAUUUGAAGGCGAUAAUAUAAUAGGCCAGGCGCUUGCACUUUUUGUUGCUGGUUACGAGACAGCCUCAGUAGUUAUGGGAUUUUGUUUAUUUGAAUUAGCGAAACAUCCUGAAAUGCAAUUAAAAAUGCGAGAUGAAAUUAAGAAAACAAUGGAAAAAAAUAAUGGAGAAAUAACAUACGAUAUGGUGACUGAAAUGCCAUAUUUGGAUAUGUUUAUUUUUGAAACUUUGCGAAUGUAUCCAACAUUGCCAAUGAUUGAUAGAAGAGCAGUGCGUGAUUAUAAAAUUGAAGAAACUGGAUUGUUAAUUGAAAAAGGCACACCAAUAUUAAUAUCAUCGCUUGGUUUUCAUUAUGAUCCAAAAUAUUAUCCAAAUCCACAUAUAUUUGAUCCAGAAAGAUUUUCAAGCGAGAACAAAGCAAAAAUGAAUCCAAAUGUUUUCCUCUCUUUUGGUGUUGGCUCACGAAAUUGCAUUGGAACACGACAGGGACUUUUACAAACGAAACUUGGAUUAAUUUUCAUUAUUUCGAGAUUUGAGGUUUCAUUAUUAAGAAAUACAACAAUUGAAUUUGAAAAAUUAUCAAUUCUAAGUUCUUCAAAGGGUGGUUUAUUUUUAAAUAUUCGUAAACUCGAGGAUGAUAAUAAUUUCUACGUUCAAAUUUUGAAGUUCAUUCAUUGUAUUAGGAAACAAAAUAGUAAAUACACGUUUUUUUUUAAAUUCUUGACAAUUAGUGCUUAUCCUCAUUUUUUUUUUUUUUUUUUCAAUACACUUGAAGAAGAUUCAUUGAAGAAAGCAACAAUGGAAUUAUCAUGGAUUUUAUACGGAGUGAUUAUUUUACCAAUAUUAUUUAUAACAAUUCUCUAUUUUUAUAUGACGAGAAAUUUUAAAUAUUGGAAAAAACGUGACGUUAAAGAAAUUACACCAACACCAUUUGUUGGGAGUUUUGGAAAAUAUUUUAAACGUGAAAAAUCACCUGGUUCAUUGUUUAAAUAUUUUUAUGAUCAAAGUGAAGGUCUACCUUAUGUGGGAAUUUAUAUUUUGGAUAAACCAUGUCUAUUGAUACGUGAUCCUGAAUUAUUGAAAUUAAUUUUAAUAAAAGAUUUUAAUUAUUUUUCGGAUAAAUUUAUGCAUUCAAGCAAAAAUGAUAUUGUCAGCAAUAAUAGUUUAUUUUUCAUUGAAAAUCCCUAUUGGAAAUAUAUAAGACAAAAAUUUACUGGUCUAUUUACAACUGGAAAAAUGAAGAGUAUGUUUGAUAAUGUGCGAGAAGUGGGUAAUGAUCUUGAUGAUUAUUUGGAUUCCCUUGAGUUGGAAGGUUCUGGAAAACCGAUAAACAUAAAAGAUCUCGCUGGUAAAUUUACAACCGAUUUAAUAGGACAAGCAACGUAUGGAUUAAAAUUAAAUAGUUUAAAAGAUCCAAAUGCAGAAUUUCGUAAAUUUGGAAAAGCAAUGUUUGGCACUUAUAAUUUUCAAAGAGCCAUUGAACUCGCAACUGUUUGGCUUGCGCCGGAUUAUACAAAUUUGUUUGGUUUUCGAUUUUUUCUAGAAAGUGCUGCAAAUUUUUUUCGAACAGCUUUUCAAGAUAUUUUAGAUGAACGUAAAAAAUCGAAAUUAAAUCGAAACGAUUUUAUUGAUUUGAUGAUUCAACUACGAGAUAAUGAGAACAAUAAUUCAAAUUCAAAUGGAUUUAAAUUUGAAGGCGACAAUUUAUUAGCCCAAGCUCUUACGAUAUUUGCAGCCGGUUACGAUACAUCGUCGUCAACAAUGAGUUUUGCAUUAUUUGAAUUGGCAAAAAAUCGAGAAAUGCAAUCGAAAUUAAGAGAAGAAAUAAAUGGAGCUAUUAAAAAAAAUAAUGGACAAAUAACAUAUGAAAUGACAACAGAUUUGGAAUAUCUGGAUAUGAUAGUUUCUGAAACUCUUCGAAUGUAUCCGACGUUACCAUUUAUCGAUCGUAAAACGACAAAAAAUUAUAAAAUUGAAGAAACUGGACUUAUUAUUGAAAAAGGAACGCCAAUUUUAAUUCCAAUGCUUGGCUUUCAUUAUGAUGAGAAAUAUUUUCCCAAUCCCUACAAUUUUAAUCCAGAAAGAUUUUCAAGUGAUAAAAAAUCGUCGAUUAAUCCCUAUGUUUAUCUUCCAUUUGGAAUUGGUGCAAGAAAUUGUAUUGGAAUGCGACAAGGUCUCUUACAAACAAAACUUGGGAUAAUUUUCAUUAUUUCAAGAUUUGAGGUGUCGUUGUUAGAAAAUACUUGUAUAAAAUUUGAUAAAUUAUCAGUGCUCAGUUCAUCGAAAGGGGGUUUAUUUUUAAAUGUCCGAAAACUUGAUGUAAAGAACUGAAUUUUUUUUUUAUAAUUUUAAGGAAAAAUUAUAUUUUAUGGCUAAUAAAAAAAAAAGAAUUUAGUUGUGAAUAA
This is a messenger RNA of Leptopilina boulardi, 3401 nucleotides long. RefSeq lists its product as uncharacterized. The record is from RefSeq and is a predicted model, not a curated record. The coding region runs from base 115 to 3327 and encodes 1070 amino acids. The transcript has 11 exons. NCBI's taxonomy places the organism in Eukaryota, Metazoa, Arthropoda, Insecta, Hymenoptera, Figitidae. Gene Ontology annotation, molecular function: oxidoreductase activity, acting on paired donors, with incorporation or reduction of molecular oxygen; heme binding; iron ion binding.